CCCUGGCCCUCGCCUCGUCCCUGCCUGCCACCGGCCAUCGCAGACAUGCCCUCCUCAGACAACAUCUCCUCCGACUACGAGGUCUCCAAGCCCAUGGCUUCCGGCUUCUCCGAGAAAAAUGCUGACCAGCUGGUCGUCCCGCCGCUGUACGACCAGGAGCUCGGCGAGAUGACAGAGCAGGAGCGGAAAGGCCACCACAAGUUCAACCGCCUGGGCUGGAAGCGCCUGACCGUCGUGCUCAUCGUCGAGGCCAUCGCCCUGGGAAGUCUCUCGCUCCCCAAGACCUUCGCCACGCUCGGCAUGGUGCCUGGCGUCCUUUGUUCCGUCGGUCUCGGUCUCAUCGCUAUCUAUACCAGCUAUGUCGUCGGCCAGGUCAAGCUCAAGUUCCCCCAGGUCGCCCACUACCCGGACGCCGGCACGCUCCUGUUCGGCCGCUUUGGCUAUGAGCUGAUCAAUGUCAUGCUUGGCUUGCAACUCCUGUUCUUGGUCGGCUCGCACUGUCUGACUGGUACUAUCGCCUUUAUGACCAUCACCAAUAGCGGCAUCUGCUCUAUUGUCUGGGCCGUCAUCUCUGCCAUCAUUCUGUUCCUCCUCGCCCUGCCCCCGAGUUUCGCUGAGGUGGCUAUCCUCGGCUACGUCGAUUUUGCUUCCAUCAUCAUCGCCAUUGGCAUCACCAUCAUUGGCACCGGUGUCGAAAACACCAACUCCAUUGGCGGACCCGUCGUGUGGUCGGCCUGGCCCAAGGACGGGAUCACCUUCACUGAUGGCUUCAUCGCCGUCUCCAACAUUAUCUUCGCUUACAGUUUCGCCAUGUGCCAGUUCUCUUUCAUGGAUGAAAUGCACACCCCGAAGGACUUCGUCAAGUCGAUUUGGACCUUGGGCCUCACCGAGAUGAUCAUCUACACCGUAACCGGUGCCCUGGUCUAUGCUUUCGUGGGCAUGGAUGUCAAGAGCCCCGCGUUGCUAUCCGCCGGCCACCUUCUGAGCAAAGUCGCUUUCGGAAUCGCCCUUCCAGUCAUUUUCAUCAGUGGUUCCAUUAAUGGCACUGUUCUGGGUCGCCUUAUUCACGGACGUGUCUAUAAAAACUCUCCAAUUCGUUUCAUUAACACGAAGAUGGGCUGGAUCACCUGGAUCUCCUUGAUUGCCGUCAUCACUGUUGUCGCCUUCAUUAUCGCCGAAGUGAUUCCUUUCUUUUCCGACUUGCUCUCCAUCUCGUCCGCUCUGUUCAUCUCUGGCUUCAGCUUCUACUUCCCGGCCUUGAUGUGGUUUAUGCUUAUCCGCGAGGGCAAGUGGUACGCUAACAAGAAAAAUCUGGCUCUCUCUGCCGUCAAUGCCUUCACUUUUAUCAUUGGCAUUGUCACACUGGUGGCCGGUACUUAUUCCAGUGUCGAUGACAUCGUCAACAAUUACAGAGAUGGCACAGUCCGAGGAGUUUUCACCUGCGCCGAGCCAUCUUAGAGCCCUAGGAAGGCAUUUUCAUUGUAACAGCAUCUCGUCGAAUUUAGCGUGGUCUUCCUCUAUUCAUCUCCCGCGGCUCUGCAUAGUAUUGUGUUGGUAGACUAGACUACAGUCCGUUAUCAGACCAAUUAUUCAUAUACAUAUUCAUAAUCACACCCAUAUUACUAAUGACCGUAGUGGCGGACUCGAACUAGAACGUCACAGCCACCUGCGACAAACAUGUUAUUGACCGCCUCGACGCUGACACUGGCAUGUGUAAAUUAGUUGUUGCGGGGUAGUUUAUAAUUGUCGUUCGUCAACUCGGGACUAUCAACCCCGACUCGAAUAAAGAACUCACAGCUCAAGGUACACAUGAUUAUAGUGUCACAAUUCUGCUGAUAUUCGAACAAGUCAC
Messenger RNA from Talaromyces proteolyticus, 1852 nucleotides. Its product is annotated as putative amino acid transporter. Gene Ontology annotation, molecular function: amino acid transmembrane transporter activity. The record is from RefSeq and is a predicted model, not a curated record. Gene Ontology annotation, cellular component: vacuolar membrane. The coding region runs from base 46 to 1458 and encodes 470 amino acids. Gene Ontology annotation, biological process: amino acid transmembrane transport. Lineage: Eukaryota; Fungi; Ascomycota; Eurotiomycetes; Eurotiales; Trichocomaceae. The transcript is spliced from 2 exons.